Aspergillus mulundensis is the source of this 1803-nucleotide messenger RNA. Its product is annotated as phenylalanine--tRNA ligase subunit beta. Gene Ontology annotation, molecular function: ATP binding; RNA binding; phenylalanine-tRNA ligase activity. The record is from RefSeq and is a predicted model, not a curated record. Bases 1 to 1803 code for a protein of 600 amino acids. Gene Ontology annotation, cellular component: phenylalanine-tRNA ligase complex; cytoplasm. The transcript is spliced from 9 exons. Gene Ontology annotation, biological process: phenylalanyl-tRNA aminoacylation. Lineage: Eukaryota; Fungi; Ascomycota; Eurotiomycetes; Eurotiales; Aspergillaceae.
AUGCCUACCAUUUCGGUCGACAAGGCCGCGCUCUUCCAAGCGCUGGGCAGAGAAUACACCACUGAGGAAUUCGAUGAAUUGUGCUUCGAAUUCGGUAUUGAGCUUGACGAAGAUACAACAAACUCGGAACGGCCGAUCGUCGAUGGCGUACAGGAACCGCCUCAGCUCAAGAUUGAGAUCCCCGCCAACCGAUAUGACUUGCUGUGCUUCGAGGGUAUUGCCCUCAUGCUCAACAUCUUCCUGGAACGGAAGCCUCUUCCUAAGUACAGACUAGUUGAGCCUCCGAGUGGAGAGCUCCAGAAAAUCAUUGUCAAGGAAAGCACCACGAAGAUUAGACCCCUUGUGUCCGGUGCUAUCCUCCGAAACAUCACCUUUGAUAAGGCGCGAUACGAAUCCUUCAUCGCUCUGCAAGACAAGCUGCACCAGAACCUGGCGAGGCAAAGGACGCUCGUCUCCAUUGGUACCCAUGACUUGGACACUAUCAAGGGACCUUUCACCUAUGAAGCGCAAGCGCCCAAGGACAUCCGCUUUGUGCCUCUCAACCAAACAAAGGAGAUGAACGGCGAGGAGCUUAUGGCUUUCUACGAUAAAGACAAAAAUUUGGGCAGAUACCUUCACAUCAUCCGCGACUCUCCUGUUUACCCAGUCAUCUACGACGCCAAUAGAACCGUCUGCUCCCUUCCGCCUAUCAUCAACAGUGACCACUCGAAGAUCACCCUGGACACCAAGAAUGUCUUCAUUGAGAUCACCGCGCUUGAUAAGACGAAGGUGGAGAUUGUGAACAAGAUCAUGGUUUCCAUGUUCUCUGAGUACACAUCCGAACCCUUCACGGUCGAGCCUGUUCAGAUUGUCUCUGAGCACAACGGUGAGACUCGGAUAACUCCCGACAUUGCGCCUCGAACUACGCAGGCCGAAGUGUCCUACAUCAACCAAUGCUGCGGCUUGCAACUCUCUGCGGAGGAGAUUUGCAGACUCCUCACGAAGAUGGCAUACGAAGCGGCACCUUCUACGACUUCUCCUGAUCUCAUUGACGUUCACAUUCCUCCAACCCGAGCGGACAUUCUUCAUCAGGCGGACAUUAUGGAGGAUGUUGCUAUCGCCUACGGUUUCAACAAUCUUCCGAGAUCUUUCCCCAGCAAGUCGGGCACCGUUGCCCAGCCCCUCCCCAUCAACAAGCUUUCCGACAUUGUCCGCACAGAGGCCGCAAUGGCAGGCUGGUCCGAGGUGCUGCCUCUGAUCUUGUGCUCUCACGAUGAGAACUUCUCCUGGCUCAACCGCAAGGAUGACGGUAACACCGCCGUCAAGCUGGCGAACCCCAAGACCCAAGAGUUCCAGGUCGUGCGCACCAGCCUGCUCCCCGGUCUCCUGAAGACCAUCCGCGAGAACAAGCACCACACCGUCCCAAUGAAGAUCUUCGAAGUCAGCGACGUCGCUUUUAAGGAUCUUUCGAUGGAGCGCAAGAGCCGAAACGAGAGGCAUUUCGCUGCCGCGUGGUACAGCAAGACCAGCGGUUUCGAAGUCGUACACGGUCUGCUCGACCGCGUCAUGUCAAUGCUGAAGACCGCCUUCAUCAUUGGCGAGGAGGGCCUGGAGAACGCCGCAGUCAAGGACUCGCACUACUGGAUCGAAGAGCUUGACGACCCAACCUACUUCCACGGCCACUCUGCCUCCAUCCACGUCCGCAUCGCUGGAAAGGACCACACCAUCGGUACCUUUGGUAUCCUGCACCCCACCGUGCUGGAGAACUACGGCCUGAAAUACCCCGUCAGCACGCUGGAGAUUAACAUCGAGACCUUCUUGUGA